Asterias rubens (European starfish) is the source of this 3290-nucleotide messenger RNA. RefSeq names its product cyclin-Y-like protein 1. Gene Ontology annotation, biological process: regulation of canonical Wnt signaling pathway; regulation of cyclin-dependent protein serine/threonine kinase activity. Gene Ontology annotation, cellular component: plasma membrane. The record is from RefSeq and is a predicted model, not a curated record. Gene Ontology annotation, molecular function: protein kinase binding; cyclin-dependent protein serine/threonine kinase activator activity. Lineage: Eukaryota; Metazoa; Echinodermata; Asteroidea; Forcipulatida; Asteriidae. The coding region runs from base 260 to 1336 and encodes 358 amino acids. The transcript has 9 exons.
UGGAAGCAUGUUCGUGUGCUGUCUUUUUUUUAACACAAAACUACCAUACUUUUCCACCUAUUUUUACCUGCAAAAUGUGUGAAAACAGAUUGCCUGAAACACAGUGAGUGCUAGUGUGGAAUGUACUGAUGAUGCUCUGCUGUAAUUUGAGAUUCAAGAACUGAACAAAGUUCAAGUGGGAUAUAUGCCAAACCUAGCAGAGGAUACAACCACACACAAUCAAGAUACAUCUGAGGAUUGCGUCAAGCAUUCAUAAACCAUGGGGAACUGCCUGGAUUGCAAAACCAGUGACGGACAAGAUAAGACUAGGCGGACAAAUAACAUCCAGCGACCGCAGCACAACGACACCAGCUACAAAGCGGUUAAGAAAGACAGUCUAAAGCUAGAGGUCAAUGAAUCCUUCCCAAACCUACAACAUAUCAGCGACAGGGAACAGUUUGUUGAAGAGGAUACAGAUGACCCGUCACUGCACCCAAGAAUAAGUACUCUAUUUAUGUCUAAGUCACAAACAUUGGAAGUGGUCCGUGAAAGACGAAAACAGCACCAGAUGCAGCUACUGACCGCCAGGGCAGCCAACCACAGAAGAAGCAAGGGACUAACCAAGUCUAGCUCCUGCUCAACGAUAUAUAUCGAUGAUAGCACCGUCACUCAGCCUAAUCUCAAGUCAACCAUAAAAUGCGUUGCUUUAGCUGUUUACUAUCACAUAAAGAACAGGGAAUCUGAUCGACAGAUGGAUAUAUUUGACGAGAAAUCACAUCAACUCACGAAAGAUCCUGUGCCUGACGAUUAUUUCAAAGUGAAUCCCGAACAUAAACACAUCUACAGAUUUAUCCGUAUGUUGUUCAAUGCAGCCCAGUUAACAUCAGAGUGUGCUAUUGUGACCUUAGUUUAUUUAGAAAGACUAUUAACAUAUGCUGAAAUAGACAUCACGCCAGCGAACUGGAAGCGAAUGGUUCUUGGAGCAAUACUCCUUGCCUCUAAGGUCUGGGAUGACCAGGCCGUGUGGAACGUCGACUACUGUCAAAUACUCAAGGACUUGACGGUAGACGAUAUGAAUGAACUGGAGAGGCAGUUCCUUGAGAUGUUGCAGUUCAACAUCAACGUUCCAUCCAGCGUGUAUGCUAAGUACUAUUUUGACCUGCGUGCCCUGGCCGAUGCUUAUGAAAUCUCAUUUCCGUCAGAGUUACUUAGCAAGGAAAGAGCACAGACGUUAGAGGCAAUCUCCAGGUUAUGCGACGAGAAGGCGCGAGACCAAACGUUUCAGGAGCUCAAACGUUCCUCCAGCGUUGACGGCAUUCACUUAGGGCCCAAAUUCACUGCCGCUAUCAUCUCAUGACACCAGCCCUUUGAAGAGUCACUGGGCUGGCUUCGAACCAGGGGUAUUUAAGUGCAAGUAUUUGUAUUAUUUGUGUUUCCGUCAGUGUGUCACGACAACGGCAAUCCCAGUAAGUAUUUUCGCAAAGUGGCAUCAGCGUGCUCAUCUGAGUGAUGCAGGGGCUUGUGCAUUCGUCGCUUUGAACGUACUUGUGGAGGCGAACCCCCGGACAACAGAAUGCAAGGUCGAAGAGUUGGAUAUACACAAAGCUUCUAUGAAGACUUACGGGCGGAUAGCGUCGAUACAGCGGAGGUUUCUCUUGCCAGCUUGUUUAAACAGAACCAUGCUGAGUGGCACUUCAACUGCUUGAUGUCUCUCACAAUGCCACCGAAAGAUAGGACGACUUAUUAAAGCAAUGUGUCGACCGAUGUAGAAUUGUAAUUUAUUAUAAUGGUUACUCUGUCUCCAAUGUGGAAUAGAGGGACACCCCUUCAAGAUUUCCACAAAAUGAACAAAAUGUAAACAAGGUGUUCUCUUGUUUGAAGGCCUAGAAUUUCACGGCGGCCAUGGCCUCUGUUGCCCCUGGUCUUGGCCUUGGUGCCCCUGUAAAAGUUUCCAAUAGACUUUGAGAUUUUCUAUUGGUAGUGCCCUUUUCAAAAUAAAAAUGCCCUUGCUUUCUCCAAGAUGAAAUUCCAUGCCUGGUUUUGACUGGAGCAGAGUCUUAUUCAAAGGAAUAAAGACUACACUAGGGUCAUAAGCAAUCGUUUACACUUCAACCACAGGUCAUUUUGUUUGGUAAGAAGUUGCAACAGCUAAAUCACCACCACCCAUCCCCCCCCCUUUUUUUUUUUACAAGACAACAAACAAUUAUGAAUUUUAAUCACUGAGCAUAAUUUGUACUGGAACCAGUUUUCCACGUGAGAAAUAUGUGUGUCUGAAUUGCAGUCGUGUUUUUGAGAAAAAGAAAAAUAGUUAUGAAUUUGGAUCCUAUUUCACCAAAUAAAGAGCACUUUUAUUUUAUUAUUAUUUGUCUUUUUAAUACCAAGCACAACUUCCUUGGUCAUUUUACCUUGUUCAGACUUACCUUACUGUCUUUUCUGGGGUGGCUGGCAGGACAAUUUUAUGUCUAAAUGCAAUAACUGAUUCUGCCCAAAUUGUUGGAGCCAAUUGUAUACCGCAAUUCAACUUUUAACACUGUUUCAUUUUCCCAAAGAAAAAUUGAUACAGCUUUUUAAAUCCUCCCUGUUGCUCAAACCGACGAUAAGUAACACUUUUUUAUUUUAUUUCAUAUUUUUAUGACCAUACUCCAGUGGUAACUCAUGAAUGAUACGCUAAUUUUGUUUUAACGCAAGUUUUUACAGGGGAUUUUGACAUUUCUUAUUGGUAUUUUUUAUAUAAACCUAGGUUUGGUUUUGGUAGUGGAACCUGACUACCCACUGAUGAAAACUAACCUUUGUGGUUUACUGAAGGAAAAAUGGAAAGUCUUGAAUUGUUUCUUCACACUACAUUGACCUGAUGACGCAAUGUCGUUUGUCCUUGUCUUGCAUCUGAAGAACGCUUUAAAUAGAGAUUAUUUUUUCACAGUAUUUUAGUUUAAGGCAAAGUGAUUUUUCCUUAGUUUUGGAAGUGAUAAUAGUUCACUUGGUAUGCCCGUAAUGGGACUGUGCAAUUUACCAUGCAUCUAGCCCUGAUUGGAGGUUGAUCUAAGAAAAAAUAACUACAGCGGGGUUUGAACCAACGACCUCCAGAUUAACGUGCAGGCGUUCCACCAACUGAGCUAUAUAUAGCCCUAUGUUGGCGGACUCCCUAUUGUGUCAAUAUCUUUGUUCGGGGUACUAUCCAGCCCUGAUUUUGUUCUUAUAAGGAAGAGGCAAUUUUUCCUUCGUGGAGGAAAAUACUAAAUUGGAACAUUUUAAAGGGCAGCAAGGCAAUGACUAGGGGCAUUGAGGCAAUAGACCGAUCCAGUAUGCUCCGC